Molecule: messenger RNA, 3700 nt
Organism: Pipra filicauda (Wire-tailed manakin)
Lineage: Eukaryota; Metazoa; Chordata; Aves; Passeriformes; Pipridae
Gene: NLK
Product: nemo like kinase
Exons: 14
Coding region: 16-2040 (674 amino acids)
Biological process (GO): intracellular signal transduction; protein phosphorylation
Cellular component (GO): nucleus; cytoplasm
Molecular function (GO): MAP kinase activity; ATP binding
Source: RefSeq, a predicted model, not a curated record
GGGCGGCAGGGGCCGAUGCUGCAGCACCGGGGGUGUGCUGGCACAGCCCAGCAGCGCAGCCGGCCCGUCCCAGCUCCGCGGGCUCCUUCCCUCGCCCCGGCAGGGGCAGGGGCAGGUUCCCUGCCGGUCCCUCCCCUCCUCCGGAACCGCUCCCCGCGUUCCAUCACCCGAGGGAACCUCCUUGUCACCGCCACAGGCCUUCAAGGAAAAGUUACAAACUUCCGAGUUGUUGGUGCCGUGAGGGAGCAGGUGCCUGGAAGGAGGGAGCGAUGUAGGAGGUGGCCGGGCUCAGGGAGAAAAACGACAAAAAAACCCAAAGUGAAGGAGAAAGCCCAGGCCGGCCCCAAGGCAGCUGCCCAAGGAUGGAGUUGGAGUAGCCAAGCCCGGCUGGACGCUGGGGCAGGGGUUGGCGCUCGCACACAUGAAGAGACUCCCCGAGUGGUUUGGCUUCGCCAGGAGAUAAGGCCAGUGGAGCUCCAUGUUUUUAAAGCCAACGCAAAAAUGAUGGCGGCUUACAAUGGCGGUACGUCUGCGGCAGCAGCGGGUCACCACCACCACCACCACCACCACCUUCCUCACCUCCCUCCUCCUCACCUGCACCACCACCACCACGCGCAGCACCACCUGCACGCGGGCUCGGCCGUGCACCCGGUGCAGCAGCAGCAUGCCUCCUCUGCCGCCGCCGCCGCCGCCGCCGCCGCCGCCAUGCUCAACCCGGGCCAGCAGCAGCCCUACUUCCCAUCGCCGGCCCCGGGCCAGGCCCCCGGCCCGGCCGCCGCAGCCCCAGCUCAGGUACAGGCUGCAGCAGCCGCUGCGGUCAAAGCGCACCAUCAUCAGCACUCACAGCACCCUCAGCAGCAGCUGGACGUGGAGCCGGACAGACCCAUCGGAUACGGAGCCUUUGGUGUUGUCUGGUCAGUAACAGAUCCACGGGAUGGAAAGAGAGUUGCACUCAAAAAGAUGCCCAACGUCUUCCAAAAUUUGGUCUCUUGUAAAAGGGUCUUCCGGGAGUUGAAGAUGUUGUGUUUUUUUAAGCAUGACAAUGUACUCUCUGCCCUCGACAUCCUCCAGCCUCCACACAUUGACUAUUUUGAAGAAAUAUAUGUUGUCACUGAGUUGAUGCAGAGCGACCUCCAUAAGAUUAUCGUCUCUCCUCAGCCACUCAGCUCGGAUCAUGUCAAAGUUUUUCUUUACCAGAUUUUAAGAGGUCUGAAAUAUCUACAUUCUGCUGGCAUUUUACAUCGAGACAUUAAACCAGGGAACCUACUUGUGAACAGCAACUGUGUCCUUAAGAUUUGUGAUUUUGGAUUGGCCAGGGUGGAAGAAUUAGACGAAUCCCGGCACAUGACUCAGGAAGUUGUCACUCAGUAUUACCGCGCUCCGGAGAUCCUGAUGGGCAGCCGCCACUACAGCAAUGCCAUCGACAUCUGGUCUGUUGGCUGCAUCUUUGCAGAGUUGCUUGGCCGAAGGAUAUUGUUCCAGGCACAGAGUCCCAUCCAGCAGCUGGACCUGAUCACAGACCUGCUGGGCACGCCGUCGCUGGAGGCCAUGAGGACGGCGUGCGAAGGCGCCAAGGCACACAUACUCAGGGGUCCUCAUAAACAGCCAUCCCUUCCUGUCCUAUAUACACUCUCCAGUCAAGCUACACAUGAAGCAGUUCAUCUCCUUUGCAGGAUGUUGGUCUUUGAUCCAUCCAAAAGGAUAUCUGCUAAGGAUGCCUUAGCUCACCCCUAUCUCGACGAGGGGCGGUUGCGGUACCACACCUGUAUGUGUAAAUGUUGUUUUUCCACAUCCACUGGAAGAGUUUAUACGAGUGAUUUUGAACCCAUCACUAAUCCCAAAUUUGAUGACACUUUUGAAAAGAACCUCAGUUCUGUUCGGCAGGUUAAAGAAAUAAUUCAUCAGUUCAUUUUGGAACAGCAGAAAGGAAACAGAGUGCCUCUCUGCAUCAACCCUCAGUCUGCUGCUUUUAAGAGCUUUAUUAGCUCCACGGUCGCCCAGCCCUCCGAGAUGCCGCCGUCUCCGCUGGUGUGGGAGUGACGUGGGGCUCACGUACUACUGAAGAUGUAAUGUAGCUUUCCACUGGAGCCUGGGAUUUGCAAUUCUGGAGGUUAAUCAUGCUUGUACUGUAAUUUUACUAAUGAAGUUUUAAAAUAACAACCACUACUUGUACAAUAUGAAUAAUAUUUAGAAAUGUACUAGACUUUUAAUCUUGUAAAGUGGUUGUGCUUUUAGAAGAAAAUAUUUUACCCAGAGUUGCACGUGUUUUAUGAAUUCUAGUGCAGCUGUGAUGGCUCAGCUCAGAACAAACAGAAUUGAACCAAAUUCGGGGAGGUUUUUUCUUUUUUUCUUUUUCCUUUUUCUUUUUUUUUUUAAUUGAAGUGAGAUUGUACAAACAGAUAGACAUACAUUUUGAUAUUGAGCCAUUCCUGGAGAUUUUGGGUUUUCUAAAACUAAGGAAUACAGAAAACUUGACUGCGACCAAUCAUGAAGUCCCUUUGGGGGGUUGUGACCACGGGAAGUGGCCACGUCCCCUGAUGCCCAAACCCUAUAAAUAGCUUCUCACUAGAGCUGUGAUGGUGAUGUGUGCUGUUCUAAAAUCAAAUGUUGUGAGUAGAGAGAAUGAGUUUGUGACUAGGAGAGAUGAAACUUCUGUUUCCUUACCCAGUAUAAAUAUAUAUAUAUAUUUAAUCUAUUUUUAUUAGAAGUUUUUCUGCUCUUUCUUACAUAAAACCCCCCAGCAUGCAUCUUCUAUGUGUGUAAAUAAUUCCAUUUAUGAGCUAAUUUCAGAGAUCCCUGACAUCAUUGCUGUAUAGAGAGAAACUAGCUUGCACAUUUUAGGUCUGUGAAAUUUUGUGAGAACUUUUUCCUGCACUGGACAGUUGAGAGAAAAAAAAAAGAAAAGGACAAAAAAAAGCACAUAGGGAAUUCUGUUAAUUGUGUUUGUGUCUUUAGGCAAAGCUGUGGAAGUCUUGAAAUGUCACAGUAGUAAAUAACUUUUAUUACUUUUUGGCUAAUUCUUUUUCUGUUGGAACACUGAAUUCUGUGCAUAUGUAUAUAUGAACACAAAUUGAAGGCCUCUACCUCCUGGAGUAUACAACUUGGUUUGUUUACCUCCACAUGAUUUUUUUUUUUUUAAGUUCAGUGUGGAGACUUGAAACUUGAAUGUCCCUUCCAACUUUUGUAUUUAAAACAAGACUAGAAAAUUGAAGACUGUUUUUCACCUGUACAAAGGAAUACUAAAGGGUGGUCUUAAAAUUUGAGCCUUGGUCUGGAGAGAAACCGUGGUGUUUGUUAUGGACAAUUAACUGUUAAAGUUAUUGUAAGUUAUCUGUAUUUAGCAGAGUAUUUUCAACAAGAGUGAUCUGAGCUGGAAUUGGAGACUAUUAGUAAGUUAUGUUUGGAAGUUUUAACUUCAAUGAAGUAAUUAUUUGCUGUGAAAGAGACAAACAUUGAAUAACUGAACAAAGAUGGUGCAAUAUCUUUGUUUUUUAUGAGGCUCCUGAGAAUAAAACCAACAGAAGCAUUUCAAUUCACUUGAAUGAGAAACGUGUUUAAUUAACGAGCCCCAGAAGACACUGGUAUGAAAGGUAAAAUCUCAGAGGUUGGUCAGUUAAUGUGGCACACUUGCUGGUCACUUUGUAAAAUGUAGAUUUGGAGUACAGUGGUGAAAACAUUAAAUGUGACAUUUGAAACCACA